UCAAAAUUAUGAAGUCGAAAAUGUACAACUUCCUUCUCCCUCUUCUUUUAAUAUAUUUCAACAUUUGCGCCCAACACAUGAAUUUACUUUAAACUUACCUACUAAAUAUGAAUUUGCAUUAUCAUCGCCAUAUUUAAUUUUUAGCCUCUUUUUUUCAUCUGAACAAAUAAGCACAAUAGUCCAGAAUACUAAUGAAUAUGCCUAUAUAAAAGGUGCAGGGGAAGGUCGUAGAUGGGAAAAAUUAACUGUAGGAGAACUUAAAAUUUG
Molecule: messenger RNA, 267 nt
Organism: Racocetra persica
Lineage: Eukaryota; Fungi; Glomeromycota; Glomeromycetes; Diversisporales; Gigasporaceae
Source: the annotation of a GenBank genome assembly